AUGUUUUCACUGGAUCCUCUCAAUUAUCAUCCAAUAUUCCCGGCUACUAUGACAGGUAGACGAUUUGAACAGAUUCUGAGGUGCUUGAAUUGUGCAGAUGAUGAAAAUAAGGAGGAUAAUCUCUAUAAAGUUAGUUCGCUUGUGAAAUCUAUCAUUCAGUCAAACCAAAAUAUGUUUUCUCCGCCAGAAGCCUUAUCUCUAGAUGAAUCACUGUUACUUUUCCGAGGCCGAUUACGGUUUCGGGUUUACAUAAAAAACAAAAAAAGUAAAUAUGGGAUUAAGUUCUAUGAGCUGUGUUCCAAUGACGGAUAUGUCCUAAAUAUAGAAAUUUAUAAAGGUAAAUCUAAUAGAGAAGAUGUCAGUGGCAGUUCUAAAAGAAAUUCUUUAGUUCUUAGGCUUCUGGAGCCAUUUCUAGAUAAAGGCCACCAUAUAUACAUGGAUAACUUUUAUAACAGUGUCCAGUUAUCGGAAAUCCUAUUGCAAAGGAAAACUCACAGCACGGGGACAUUACGCUCGAAUAGAAAAGGUAAUCCCAAAGAGGUUACUGGAGCCAAGUUGAAAUCCGGGCAGCAUAUUUGGAGAAGAAAGGGAAAUGUGUAUGUUUCCAAAUGGCGCGACAAACGUGAUAUCUUAUCCAUCACGACGGGCUAUAAGCCUGAAUUGGUUGAAACUGCCAACAGGUAUGGUCAUAAAAAAACCAAGCCAUUAAUGGUCAGUUGCUAUAAUGACAAUAUGUCAGGUAUUGAUCGUGCAGAUCAAAUUAUUAGCUAUCAUUCAUGUCCUAGAAAAACAAUCAGGUGGCAUAAAAAGGUUAUAUUUCAUCUUCUUGAUAUAGCUGUCUGGAAUUCCCAUUAUUUACAUAAUCAUAACCAGAAAGAUAACAAGACGUUCAAAGAGUUCCGAAAUGAUUUAAUAAAAUCCUUACUUGGGAUCUCUCCGGAUCAGAGAGAUGGAAGGGAAUUUGUCAGCUUGAUGAAAAAAACAAAGUCUAUACCAUCCAAAAAAAGUAGAGAAAAUUUGGGCCACGUUUUGGAGGCUAUACCUGUGCCAGAAAACAAAAAAGGUAAAAAACAGAUUUACAAACGAUGUAAACAGUGCUACCUAGAACAAAGGAGGAAGGAUACUGCAUGGCAAUGCCGUGAUUGUAUAGGAAAACCAUCCCUUUGUGUUGGAGACUGUUUUCAGGUUUGGCAUAAAGCUUGA
Messenger RNA from Acanthoscelides obtectus, 1203 nucleotides. Lineage: Eukaryota; Metazoa; Arthropoda; Insecta; Coleoptera; Chrysomelidae. The record is from the annotation of a GenBank genome assembly.